This is a messenger RNA of Emericellopsis cladophorae, 642 nucleotides long. RefSeq lists its product as uncharacterized. The transcript has 2 exons. The coding region runs from base 1 to 642 and encodes 213 amino acids. NCBI's taxonomy places the organism in Eukaryota, Fungi, Ascomycota, Sordariomycetes, Hypocreales, Bionectriaceae. The record is from RefSeq and is a predicted model, not a curated record.
AUGGCCCUUCGCGAGCGCCACGGCACGAAGAAGCGACUCUACUUGGGUCACCCAGAACCCGACGUCGCCGUUGUGCGCAAGUCGGUCACUCGCUUCGUCCCACCACCUCCUCCACCUCCGGUCUACUGCGAGCCUCUGCCACUACCACCGCCUCGCGAGCCGACACCUCCUCCCCCACCACCUCCUCCUGCUCUCCCAGUCCUAGAGCCAGAGCCAUGCAUUCCAGAGCCACCACCACCCCCCCCUCCGCCCCCGAGGGAGCCUACGCCGGACCCCAUAGAUGUCAUUUCUGUCGACAUAGACCCGACACCGGUGCGCAAGCCAAAGAAGAAGAAGUCGCGCUCCAAAUCCAGAUCGCGCGACAGGAGGGAAUCCUUUGAGCGAGAAGUGUACAUUGAGCGCGAUCGCUUCGUUCCAGUUCCAUACCCCGUCCGCGAGGAACCGCAUUACGAGACCUUCCGCUACGUGGAUGCGCCUAGACGCCAUGCGCCACAAAGAAUCGAGUACUGCGAGGAACCUCCACGGCGGAUGAUCGAAGACGAGACCCGAAUUCAUAUUACGGAUAGAGAGAAGGAGAGGGAAAGGGAGAGGUGCCACGAUCAUUAUUAUGAUUCAUACGAUGACCGAUACAGGAGAUGUUGA